UUCAAAGAUAAUCAAAAAGGAGAAAAAGAAUAGAAACCCUAAAAAAAACUUGGUUGGGGGCUAGGUUAUGGGCCCUCCAUCUCGUCUAAAUAACAAUAAUUAAUUCCCCCACCCCAACAAAACCUUAGUGGAAAAGACCCAAGUUGCAUAUUUUAUUGUCUCCUCAUACUCUAUCAUUAUUAUUCACAUAUAUACAUUCAUAAAUACUUACAUAGGCCUGCAGAUUUCAUUUACAUACAUAAUACUUCUCCACUAUCACCACAAACAACACUCACAAAGAAAAGAAAGAAAAAGAGAUGGCUGAAGAAUGCACCCAACAAAUCCCCUUAGGGGCUGCAACUUCCUCCAUGCCAAACUGGUGGCCGGAUCUUCAUGCCAGCUCCCUAUCUUCUUGGGGUAGCUGCAACACUAACUCUGCCGCCAACAACCACCAGCUGUCUGGCGGCUGUGAGGAAGACGUCUCAAUCUCCACCUCCAACUUCACCAACGCUUCAAACCACUCCGGCGGUGGAGGAGGAGGAGGUCUCAGCAGCGUCGACUCUUCUCGACAUGACCAUCUCAUCGGUGACUCCUCUUCCGAUCACACUAAUCUUUGGAGACACCUCUUGUUAAAUAGUGGAAGCAGCCUAGAGCUAAACAACUCACAUGGUCUCGGCGAUAACAUGUCAAAUACCAUGUCAUCCAAGUGCUCAACAAAUGGAAUGUUUGAACCUGUCUCCAACUAUUUAAAAAAGAUAGAAACAAACUGGGACUACACUCAUGAACAUAAUCACUUCGCGAAUCAAACUCAUUUGAAUAUCAACGGGAGCGAACGCCUAUCGAAUCUCUCGAAUUUAGUCAACAACUGGUCUAUUGCACCUCCCACCACCCCUUCCGAAACUAUGAACAUCAAUCUUUGCCACAUGAAGCAACCAAUUAAUAUUAAUAGCAAAAAUUUAUUUGGUUCCUUUUUGCCUUAUGGGCACCACGAUGAUAUCAAAAUGGUGAACGACGGUUUGCAUCGCCAACAAUUCGAUUGUAAUAGAGUUGUUGAGUAUGGUCAACAAAUGGGAAGUUAUGAUCAUAAUGAACCUCAUCAUGUGGUGGAAGAUAUAAAAGGUAAAUAUGGUUAUCAUGGAAUGACAGAUCUACCGGUUGGAAGUUUUACAGAUGCAAUAUCUUAUGGUAGCACUACUACUGCUUUAUGUAAACCUACCCACAAAGCAUCAAACUUCUCCACUAGUAGUAAUAGGAAGAAUGGACUCAGAUCUUCUAAUUUAUCAUAUGAUUCAUCAACGAGGUCAAGUAGCCACUCACAGGGCAGCAGAGGUGGCGGCGGUGCAAGAGGUGGACAUGGGAUCCCUAAUGAAGGGAAGAAAAAAAGAAAUGAAGAGAAUCCGGAGACUAAUAACACCAAGAAGCCUAAGAAUGAGAAUUCUACCGUCUCACCCACAAAGGUUCCAAAAGUGAAGCUUACAGACAAAGUAACAGCACUACAACAAAUUGUAUCCCCAUUUGGAAAGACAGAUACUGCUUCAGUGCUGUGGGAGGCUAUUGGAUAUAUAAAGUUCUUGCAAGAACAAGUUCAGCUAUUGAGCAAUCCAUACAUGAAGACAAAUAUAAACAAGGAUCAAUGGGGAAGCAUGGAGAGGAAAGAUAGAGGAGAUUUAGAGAGUAGGGGACUAUGCUUGGUACCUCUUUCAUGUACACCACAAGUUUACCGUGAAACUUCUGGGUCUGUCGAUUAUUGGACGCCUACUUACCGUGGCUGCUUGUAUAGAUAAUCUAUGGACAUAUGGUCAUCAUCUAUUAACUACUUGUACUAAUUACUACUUUGUGUAAGUUUGUGACAGUACCUAGGUAGGUAGAUCGAUGUUUCAUAAGUUUCUAAGCAAUAAAAAGAAGAUAUAGCUAGCUUCUUGAUCUUGUAGAUUGAAUGUUUAGAGAUUAUAAUGAAAUAAUGUAUUUAUUGUGUUAUA
Impatiens glandulifera is the source of this 1958-nucleotide messenger RNA. Its product is annotated as transcription factor bHLH111. NCBI's taxonomy places the organism in Eukaryota, Viridiplantae, Streptophyta, Magnoliopsida, Ericales, Balsaminaceae. The transcript has 7 exons. Gene Ontology annotation, molecular function: DNA-binding transcription factor activity, RNA polymerase II-specific; RNA polymerase II cis-regulatory region sequence-specific DNA binding; protein dimerization activity. Bases 297 to 1763 code for a protein of 488 amino acids. Gene Ontology annotation, cellular component: nucleus. Gene Ontology annotation, biological process: regulation of transcription by RNA polymerase II. The record is from RefSeq and is a predicted model, not a curated record.